UUCCGAGCUGAAAUGCGAACUCGCUUUCUGAAUACCGAUUACUUCACCUCCUCAUGUUCUCCGAUCGAAACCCUAAAUUUCCUAAACCUUCCCGUUCCUUCUCUGCCUCUUUUGCAUUUAGUCUCCUGAAAAGACGAACUUCUCCGCUUCGAUGACGUCUUUGACAUAUCUCUGGAGAUCGAGCAAUUGCCGAUCCAUUCCGCUGUCUCCAAGUUCUUCUCCAAAGUUAUUCCACAAAUUACAGAUGUUGAUUGUCGCGAGUUUGAUUCUCUAUGUUCGAAGUUUAGAAAAGGCUGCGACGAUGAGGAAGUAUUUGGUAUUCUUUUUAAAGAGAAAGAACAUGAGAAUCAGAGAACUUUGGAAUCAGACACUACGGAGGUUGGAUCUCCAAAAAGGCGCUGUUAAUACUAAGUUUAAUUCAUGCUUUUCUUGGUCUGCUUGGAUUCCCUCAGGUUUAAUUAAUGUCACUGCAGAAGGACAUUGAGACUGCUGUUGUUGACAAGAAUGCACAAAGGGUUGAAGUAAUCCAUUUUGAAACACCAGAGCUGAUUUUAUCCAUGGUAUAGUGAAAAUCUGUUCAAAAUACUCUGAUACAAUAAGCGUCUGUAUAUCUAUUUGAUAACAUUUUAGCUAAGUAGUAAAGUUUAUUUGUAUCAGGAAGAUGUUUCCGUUUUCGAUAAAGAGGAGAUUUUGGUUGAAAACAAUUUAGUAAAUCUCUGAACCAUGUUUUUAAUCAUAGCUUUUUUAUGCUAUAGAGUAUUAGAAUUUAAUGUCCCUCCAAAUUUAUAUAAACAGUUCAGGGUAAGUUACCUUUUGAAUUUCAAAAUCUGAUGAAUUAUAGGUCCUGUCUAUAAAUGUGUAGAUGUGUAAGCAUAUUUACAUUGAUCUAAAGUUUUCCGUAUUUCCUAUUAA
Molecule: messenger RNA, 912 nt
Organism: Mangifera indica (mango)
Lineage: Eukaryota; Viridiplantae; Streptophyta; Magnoliopsida; Sapindales; Anacardiaceae
Exons: 2
Coding region: 152-484 (110 amino acids)
Source: RefSeq, a predicted model, not a curated record